CGAUUCUCUUGGAUUUCCAUAGGCGUUCCUUCUUCGUCUAAACCUUCGUCCUACUCUGUACUCUCCUCUCUCCGGCGCGCUUCUUUGCUCUCAAUUCCAUCUCUCUGCUUCAGUAUGGCGAAGGAGGUUUAUACCAGGGAACACUUACUUUCCCUCUUGCAGGAUCUUCAAGUUGAUUUUUCCAGGUACGAACAUCCUGCUGUAUUGACAGUUGAAGCUCAGGCAAAAUAUGUUGGAAAUUUGGGGGGUGGCCUCAGUAAGAAUCUGUUUUUGAAGGACAAAAAGAAUAGAUACUAUAUUGUUUCUGCAUUGGCAGACACCAAAGUGGAUCUAAAAGUUCUAUCUGUGAGACUUGGUUUGGGUAAAGGUGGUCUGAGAAUGGCUCCCGAGGAAGCAUUGGGUGAGAAACUUAAGGUGUCCCUGGGCUGUGUUACUCCAUUUGCACUCAUCAAUAAAACAGCACGGGAUGUCGCCUUGUUGUUAGACCAGGGAUUUAAAGGCCAGGAGUUUUGCUUCUUUCAUCCUCUGUCAAACGAAACAUCAAUAUCCAUUAAUACCAGUAAUCUCGACAAGUUCCUUCAAUCGAUUGGGAGAGACCCUUCAUAUGUUGACUUGGAGGCUAAUCCUUCUGUAGGAAAGGAUCAACCCCCAGAUCUUGCCGGACUUGUUCCCUCUGUUUCUUCCCUUGUGCCUGAUACACCAGAGAAAGUAUCUUCUCACCCGGAUUCUAAUGAAAAUCACGGUGUUACUGACAAGAAGUCUAAAGCAGUUGCAGCGAACACAGUCAAACCAUCUACCACUGUGAAAGUUGGAAAGGACAAACCUACACCCAAGGUUCAACCAACCUAUGCAAAUGUGGAAAAAUUUGUGGAAGAGAUCCUUGAUAAGACGUCAGCAAUAGUGCUCUCACAGCUGACAGAGGAGACAGUUAAUAAACAUGGAGAGCAUUUGGGAGCCGCGGUGUCAAACAGCAUUAAGAGACAUCUCAGCUCGGAAUUGAACAAUCUUUCUAUGAUAUUUAAGAACACAGCAUACACAGAAGGGUUCCAUGCUGGGUCUUCUCAUAAAGUGAAACAUCCAUGCUGAUAUCUGCCUGUGGUUCCAAGCAACUGGAGAAGAGAACUCGGACAGAAGGCGAGUAAGGGAGUUGUGGUCAAGAUUCUUUUAAAUUGAUAUAUGGUGGCGUAACCUAACAUUUGACAAAAAAUUUCAUAACAACCGAUUGUUAUAAGAACUGGUUCUGUGGUAAAGCAUCUUUAGCACUACCGCUAAAAGUUAUUUUUAUUUUCAUUGAGUUCUCUGAUCUCAUUUGCCUGUGAUCAAGUUCUGCCAUUUCCCUUUGUUUUGUAAAAAUGAUGACCACCAGCUUAAUAUUGCCGAUGGGGCCUCACACACAGUUCAGGUAAUAUAUUUAGGUUUAAUGAUCAGAGUGAAAAUUGCAAGUUAAUAUAUGAUUAUGAA
Messenger RNA from Cucumis sativus (cucumber), 1461 nucleotides. Its product is annotated as proline--tRNA ligase. The transcript has 12 exons. Bases 115 to 1086 code for a protein of 323 amino acids. The record is from RefSeq and is a predicted model, not a curated record. NCBI's taxonomy places the organism in Eukaryota, Viridiplantae, Streptophyta, Magnoliopsida, Cucurbitales, Cucurbitaceae. Gene Ontology annotation, molecular function: aminoacyl-tRNA deacylase activity.